Molecule: messenger RNA, 795 nt
Organism: Spodoptera littoralis (African cotton leafworm)
Lineage: Eukaryota; Metazoa; Arthropoda; Insecta; Lepidoptera; Noctuidae
Source: the annotation of a GenBank genome assembly
AUGUUAAGGGUAUCAUUGGUGGUCUGUGUGGUGCCAGCAGUGUUCGGUAUAAUCGUAAGGGAUCCUCCUCCUUCACCGAAUGAUUACAAGUACUCGUAUAAUAUUGAGGACCCAACGACUGGUGACAGUAAGAGUCAGCACGAGGUGAGGCAAGGCGAUGUCGUCACGGGAGCCUACACAGUCUUGGGUCCUGACGGAACGAAGCGCACGGUCGAGUACACUGCUGAUGCGAAGCAUGGUUUCAAAGCGGUUCUGAGAGAGGAUCCUCUGGUAGUCCUGGUUUGCGCUUUCGCCGCCGCCAAUGCGGGUUACGUUGCCCAGCCCGCUCAGGUCGCUUACGCUGCCGCUCCAGCAGCGCACGUAGUGCACGCCGCCCCAGUGGCGUACGCUGCCGCACCUGUCGCUAAAGUGGUUGAGGACUACAACGCUCACCCCCAAUACAGCUUCGCGUACGACGUGCAGGACGGUCUCACCGGUGACUCUAAGAGCCAGCACGAGAGCCGUGACGGAGAUGUCGUACAGGGCUCCUACUCCGUGGUAGACCCUGACGGUACCAAGCGUACCGUGGACUACACUGCUGACCCCCACAAUGGAUUCAAUGCUGUCGUGCGCAAGGAAGCUCUCGGACACGUCGCUAAAGUGGUCGCCCCCGUUGUCGCCAAGGUAGCUGCCCCAGUCGCCUACCACGCCGCCCCCGUGGUCGCUAAAGUCGCCGCCCCUGUGGCCUACCACGCUGCUCCCGUGGCCUACCACGCCGCCCCUGUCGCGUACUCCGCCCCUGUCUACCACCACUGA